Messenger RNA from Xyrichtys novacula (pearly razorfish), 8488 nucleotides. The record is from the annotation of a GenBank genome assembly. NCBI's taxonomy places the organism in Eukaryota, Metazoa, Chordata, Actinopteri, Labriformes, Labridae.
AUUCUCACAAAGAAAUCUUAACUGAAGUAGAGUAUAGUCUGAAGAAGCCGCCAUUUCAAACCGCGACAGAGGCAAACAAGCCUGGAGGAAUUCUGUACAUUUUUUUUACAAUUAAAAAAAAAAAAACAUUUUCAUUUUCGCAAAAAAUAGGAACGCUUUUCCACUUUUUACUCUACCUCGCGUGCAUCACCAACUAAAGUAAGUCACUCGUCGCUACAUUUUACUGAACGGUUGAACAGCACAGAAACGCCCCUUUUGUGAAUGACCAACAUUUCAAUUCACACCUGAAACAACCGUUUUAAAUACAUAUUUUAUUGAGUAGGUCGCGUUUUUUUUAACUUUUAGAAGCCUAUUUUAACACUACUCACGCAGAGGGAAAUGUUUUGGACUGAAACACGCAUUCUGUUUGCUCUCCUAUGCGGUGUUUAAUCCAGGAAUUAGACGGGCCCCUUUCGGCAUCAUAGAAAGGUAUUGAUGUAGCUAUGCUAAACAUCUGCUCCAGUGUUCUUAACAAUAAUGAAGAGCAUUGUGAGUGAUUCAAGCGCGUUUGUUACAUGGGGUUUUUCUGUUGUUCUUGUUUCAAUAGUUAAGAGCUCUUGCAUCUCUAAACGUCCCUCAGGAAAGGAUAAAAUGUUUCCAUGACGCUCGACGUGCCUGACUCUGCUGGCUUUGUUUGUAGUUACAUUGUGAUACCUCUGAAUGUGUACGUGUUUUAUAUGUGAAUGGACUACUUUAGUGAAGGCAAAAGUAAUGCUCUACAAAACCAUAUAUCCUGUAUUGAUAUGAUGUAAACACAUUGAACUUUCACAGACGAGCCGUAAUGUUAUGAUCACUUGGUCAGUCUUGUGCAACCCAAUAAAACAGCUAUACUGUAAAUCCUGUUGUUACGAAACUGUGGGGAAAAAAUGGAAAAGUAUGAGUGAAAUCUUCCAAUACAACAAACUUCAAUACACAACCACCCACUGUAUCUUAAAUAUUUCAUGCAUUAUAAUGAUAAUUUAGGUGGAUUUUUUUCCAUUGAUUAACUCCAAACACUACAGUCUGCAAAACAAACAGUUUAUCCUACUCUAAGUAGAAUGGCCACAUUAUUGCAUUAUUGUAGGUGUCAACAGAGUCUAAUGAAAAGAAAAACACAACAAAUAGAUAUGACUACAGCAAAUAUGAAAACAUAUAAAGUGGUUAAGCAGAGUUCCUCACAAUAACCUCAUGUUGAUGGUUAAUUUGAUAAAAUGCUCAUACUCCAUGUAUGUUAAAUAAGAGCCUCUUCUUUGUGCCCACAAUCCACUUCACUUCCCACUUCUAUAUCACAGUUAAGUGCUCUUGCACUCAGUUCAGCAGCGCCACAGAUGCCGCAUUUCACAACUGUGUUCUGUGCUGUCAAAUUAUUAAUAGUUUUCCCACUAUAAGUGUGGACUUCUAGUUGUCUAUGCUAAUCCUCAAACUUGUCACCUUUUGUCAGUAUAACACAUGCACACAGCCUGUCACACCCUGUGAUUGAACAAUGCAGAGAAUUCAACAUUCAGGUUUCAUGUUUCAGAGGUAUUCUGAGCAGCAGUUUUUAACCUCCACAGGCUGCCUCAUGAAAACACAAAUAUGUUGAUGGUAUGUGUUUAUUAUCUCAUGAAUAAUCAAAGUUAUAGUUGGAAACAUCUGCUUUUCACUCAACAUUUAAACCAUAAAUCGCUACAAUAAAAGAUUUCACAACCUGCUAAAAUGUUUAAUUUCGUUAACCAAGCUUUAGAUUCUCCAGGGUUUAAUAUUUGAAUAAAAAACAACAUCUGAAACAGAAAUGAAACGGCAAUUUGAAAUACAUCAAAUUGGAUUUGUUGGAUCUGCUAGUGAAUAUAUUUUUUUCUGUAUACUAGAUACAGGGUAUGAAGUUACCAUUUGUUGGAAUCAUGCUUGAUUACCUUAUAGCUGUAGGGGACCUUUGGCUUAUUUCUGCAUGAAUAUAUACCUAAAUGGCAAAGUGCUUCAUUUCUCUGUGUUUCCACAGUUCUAUGUGAAACAUUUUGUAUUUCAGUUUUCUUUACUGAUUCAUUUGUAGGAUAAUGAUGUUGACUUAUAUCAUUAAAUACUCAUAUAUGAAGUAUUCUUAUGCUGUAUAUGAAUUCUGACCUUCAUUUUUGCAGAUGGAUGCAGAAACAGAGGAAAAGAUGACAGAAACUUCAAAAACUUCCAAGGAUGACUCUGAAAAACCAGUCAUGGACAACAAAGCUAGGUUGGUCUGCUGGUUUCUCUACAACAUCUACACAGUGAUAAAUUAAUAUUUCAUGUCAUAGUCAAUGUUAUGAAAGGUGGAAAGAAAGACUGCUAACAGCAGUAGAUGAGCUGUUUUUAUUCUCCAUUUGGGUGUCAUCUUGCUUAUACAGUGGUUCUCAAGUCCAGUCCUCGAGGCCCACUGUCCUGCAUGUUUUGGAUGUUUCCCUGCUCCAGCACACCUGAUUCAAAUGAUCAGCUCGUUAUCAAGCUCUGUAAUGGCUUAAUAACGAGCUAAUCAUUUGAAUCAGGUGUGUUGGAGCAAAGAAACAUCCAAAACAUGCAGGACAGUGGGCCUCGAGGACUGGACUUGAGAACCACUGUGCUAAUAUAUAUCCACAAUUGAGAAGCCAUGGAGAGUUCUGAUUGGUUGAUACAGUGCUCCAGAGGCCACCUCUACAUUGGAUUGAUUUGAUGGUACACUUACUUCAGCUAAGAGUUAAUUCAUCUGAAGUCCUGGCAUGAAAGAUCCCCUUACAGAUGAUCUCCGUCUCCUCAGGGGUCGUGGGUUUAAAGGCCGUGGUAGAGGGGGUCGGAUGAGUCGAGGCGGCAUGCGUGGUGGGCGAGGUAUGAUGAAAGGGUUCGGUCCACCUGGGCUUGAGAGGGGACGUCUGAAACAUGGGCCAAUGAAUGGAUUUGCACCAAUGAGGUACUGAUGCUCAAAUUGAAUAUGAUGUUAAAUGACAGUAUCAAGCAGUACAUAAACACUUUGGUUUUGAAAUUUAUGGCAAAAUCUUUUUCCUUUUUAUUAAAAAAGCAAAAGUGACACAACAGCCCGUGAUAUAUAUGCUGCUCUCCUAUUUAAGAUAUCAUUUGUACUCUGGUAAAUAUCCUGCCUUUGCCUCACAGAGGAAUGAGGAGGAUGCGACCAUACCCAGACCCAAGGGGUCAUCGAGGUAGAGUUGGACCAAUGGGCAUGGGCCCUCCUCCACCCCCUCCACCAGCCCCCAUGCACUUGAGAAGCCCCUUCCCACCGAUGCCAAGGUAACUGAACUGGAUGUGUGUUUGUUGUCCUAGAUCCUCAAAGUGAUCUCACACUUGGUAUUUUUGUAAAGCAAUAGUACUUUUAACCAGUUGAUCCUUUUUGGGGAGCAGUUUGUUGUUUCAAUUUUCUUUUUUGACUUUUUUAAAGAUUGAUAAAAUUGUGUAGUUGCUCUGAUGAGUCUAGAUUUAUUUAUGUGUAUCCCCACUCAUGGUUCCCUGCAUAUAAACAAUCAAACCUUUCAUUUUUGUCCCACUAUAGGCACAGACCCCCUGGACCUCCUCCUCCGGGUCACCUCGGGUUCAGAGGGCGUCCACCACACCCUCGAGGCCGUGGCAUGCCACCCCCUGGACCUCCACGCCAUUUCCAGCCACGCGGCCCUAGAGGGUAAGUGCUUUUUAAAUAUUAAUGUCACGCCGAAGCUUUGCAUGUUUCAAAUUUCCGCACUUUCUUCGCACACUUCUUAGAUUCCUAAAUGGAUUUGGAAUACCUGUGCUAAGCAGUUUAAACAUGCUGACACCAGCUGCAUUCCUUUAAAUCUGUGGUACAAAUACACAGUAAACUGCGAGCCAAAAGACUGAGGGUUGUGACGUAAUUUCCACUCCUCUCUGCCCCUUCCCUCCUAAGCCUCUUUAUAGCCUAACCUCCUUCACUGUGACCUCUAUUGAACACAUUGCUUUCUCUCUUUUUCUAUCAAAGAGAAGGUCUAAUCUAGUUUUUGCCCCCAAUUUUUUUUAGUUGAGCAAAUGUCAAGUCCAAGAUUAAUUCAUAGAUGAAUGUAGGUUACACUUUCUGCUCACAUAUUUGAAGGAAGAUAAUUAAAUAGUGCAUGGAAUAAUGACAUCUCAAAAAAACACAACUGUAUUUUGACGUUCAAAGGUACACUGUCACUGUGUGGGGAUAACGUCCCCUCAUAGACUACUUUAGCUGGCUGCUCUUAUCAGAGUGUGCCCUCUAUUGGCCAAAGCCAAAAAAUCCAAUGUGUGAUUUUAUCCUUUUACACAGCUACCACAAUGGACCAGUCUCUCCUCCGCCUCACCCCCCACCUGGCAGAGGCCAGAGGUGGCCAGGGCCCCCUGGUGGCCGACGCUUUUAACACAGCCUGCCCUAAAAACUAUUAACAAAGCCCUUGUUAAUGUAGUAGGGGCUCAAAAAUGGUGCAGUAAAACGGAGUGCCCCUCAAUUAUGUGUUCGACUAAGUCUCUGAAUAUCUUCAUGGCAUACUCUGUGGCCAAAUGUCUGGUUAUUGAUAUUGUCUACUGGCUAGGAAAUAAUGUGAAAAUAACAACAGAGGAGGCUGAAUGUGAAAGCCAUCCUCACAUUCUGUUACAUAUGUUGAAAUACUGUUGGUACUGUAGGAACUAUUUUACAUGGGUGGGGGAUUUUUUUGUCCAAGUUCUUUAAAUGUUCUGUGGUUCUUGUUAGAGUCACCCUGUGAGCCUUAAAGAUGUUCCUGAUUCUUUAAAAUGAUAGUAAGAAAUGGGUGACGGCAUAUUUGAACGUGUUAAUUAAAAAGAGCAGAACAGCCCUUGAGCACCACUGUCGUAGUUAAGUUCACCUUGGACCUCCCCAGUCUUUCCUUUUGUUACAUGAAAAGACUUUGUAUUAUAACCUCACUAAGCAGUGCUGCAGAUAUUGUUUGACACUUACAUAUUUUUCAAGAGAAAGACACUAUUCCACUUGUCAAGUACUCAUGAGUAUUUAAUUUUAUAUGAUAUAUAUAUAUAUCCUUAAUGUGCAGCUGUUUAAGUUAUGAGUUCUGCUGUUUGGAACUUUCAUGUUUGUCUCCAGCAAUCUUUUGUGUAAUGACAUAAAGGAAAGACAUUAUAGUAUACUGAAAUAUAUAUCUAGUAGCUUUUAUAAAAGAAAGCAAAUUUUAUGAGUAUUUGCUUCAGUUAAGGAUAAGAAAUUACUCUUUACUGUGUUACAUUUGUUUGAAGUGUUAUCAAAACUCCAUUUACUGUAAUUAACAUAAAUUUUGUGAACCUGUGAAUGUGUUUUAUUAUAACCAACAGACAUGACAGAGUCAUGGAGAAAGAAAAUAAAACCAAAAAAAUCAACUCAACUUCUCUUUUUUUGUUCAUUCAUAAACAAGUCUGAGAGUUGUCAUGACAAUUUACCACGAAUCUAUAAUUGGUAAAAGAGAAUGAACUGGAGUAUUGAAACUAGCAUACACAGUAAAACAGAAACGGGCUUUAUUUUAUGUCCACUAGAGUGAACAUCUAAUUCAUGUGAAGACCUGUAAAGACCAGUCUCAGUGAGAGCGGAGGACCAAGAACUCAGUGGAGACUGAACUUUUAUCAGUUAGUCUUGCUGAGGGCUGGAAAAAGUAAAAGGCUUUAAAUAGUGAUCUAUGAAUGUCACUUUUAGUAACAGAGACCUUAAAAAGGAAUUUCACUGUCUCAAGUGUUUUCCCGUUUAUCUUAUCAUGCCAUUAUGUGAUUGGAGGAAUCUACCAACACUUCUAAAGUCACAGUUCAAACUGAGUGGUAGCGUGUCUAAAAGGAGGACAUCAUCUGCAACGGAUAAACACUCUGAUUUAACCGGGACUUCCUCAGUGUUUUGCUCAUAUAAAUAUUUGUGUUGGUCAUUUAGAUUCAAAAGGAGGGGUUUGAAGUCUUUCACUCCUAAGUAUCUUGAUUUAUGUGUAAUUCCAUUCUUUAUAAUUCUUAGUGGUUAAUAUUUCUCAACUUUACAGGAAACAAAAUUUUACGAUGAAGCAGCUGAGAGAAAUAACUAAUCAAAUGGAUGAUUUUGCAAAAUGUAGUGAAUUUCAAACAUGAUGCUAUCGGAGGGAAACUUGAAAGAAGGUGGCAUCAACUUGAUAAUCAGCCUUUAUGGAAGCAUUUUAGGGAUGCACUGCUCAAGUUUUUUUUAUCACUUAUACCUCAACUUAAUACUCCGGUGCCUUUUUAAUAUCAUUUUGAAUAACUUUUACAAGUGUUGAAAGUGUGGACAAGAUUCGGUUCUGGCUUUCACACUGUUUGUUGGCUUAGAUGUGGCUCUGCUUACUCUGUAAAAAAAAAAAAAAAAAAGCCUGUUUUUUAACAAAUAACAAUGGGCCAAUGAUAAUUACAUCAAGUCACAAUAAAGUCACAAACUGUGAAAAAAGUUGUAACCCUCUGGUUGCUACUUCUGCCUCAUGGCCCAUGACCUGCAUGCAUACAGGGAGAGCUUCCUUCUACUUUCAUUGAGCAAAACGGCUGCCUAGCAUGUUGCUGAUGCAUGAGCGAGUAAGAACAUUGAAACUUAAAUACAGCAUUAAAUUAAACAGAUAGAUCAAGGCUUUGCUUUUCUGUUAUCAUAUUUUAACCAGUACCAGAUCGGUGCAUCUCUAACUUUGACCUCAAUGUGGUGCUGAUUUAAGAUCACUGAUUGUAUUUAAACAACAAAACUCUACUGGAAUGCAAAAGACAAUUUAUACAGUCACUGAAUAUCAGUACUGUAUGUUUGAUGUACUGCUUGCACAGAUUUGUUAAUAAAACUUGUCAGUACAAAUGCUCCGCAGAUCAUUCGAACAUGGCUGUUGAUUGUACAGCAAACCCCUUUCAUAGUUUUUCCACAGACAGGUGUUGCUUUCUGUCUCUCCUCUGUCUGUCUUUCUCUACUUCUUCAGCACUCUCCGUACAUUUCGCUGCCUCCUCAGUCCCUGCAGCCCCUUCUUGUUUUGUCCCAUAUUUGGUUGAUUGUAACAGACUGACUGUUGUUGUCUCCUGAAGGGGGGCACACAGUACAGUUAACCUCCCAGGCCCCAGGAACCCAGGUCCUCCUCCCUCACAUCUCUCCCCUCCUUCAUCAGUGGCGUGACAGACACCUGAGGGCCGACACUGCAUUUGGAAAGGUGAGCCUCCUCUUGUGUCUUAAACCCCUGAACCCCUCCCUCUGUGAAUACCUGGAGAUUCUGUCUUUCAGGAUGGAGGUUGCUGAGACACAGAGGACUACAGGUUAGGAAGGUAUGGUACUUGACCUUUUACUAAUGAUGUGUCAAACAAUUACCUCAUGCUUCAGGUCAUGUUUACAAGAAGAGAUAGUAAAUAUGUGGGUAGUGGAAGGGAGCAUUCUGGAAUAUCUUAUUCGAGAUCUAUAAAUUAGGGUAAAUGCACUUGUAAAGGGUGGGAGAAAAAAAAACAAUACAGCAUUGUAUCCCGAUAUUUUGUCUGGUGGUCCCAUCUUCCAAUUUACCAAGUAUCGAUUUUAUCAAAUUAAUUGCUAAUAUAAAGUCAAAUCUAUGAUUAUGGAAAAAUAAAAUCAACUGUUUGUCCAGUGAAGUUGGCAGAGGAGACAUCAUAGAGCAGGAGAAAGUUAGUACAACAAAUAUUGCAGCAGCUGGGGAAAGACAUUAGGAAUGCAAGCACGGCACAAAUGAGAUGGACCUGACACAUAAGGUUCGCAACAUGUGCUAUCUGAAAAUAAAAUACAGUGUAAAUAAGACCAAUAUAAAGGCAAGACAAAUGCUAAAUUAACUAAACAGUUGAAAAAAUGUAUGGAUCACAAUAUUUUGUAUCGCAAUACUCACUGCAUUGAAAAAUGUUAAAAAUCACAAUAGUAUCAUAUCGUGGCUCAAGUAUCGUAAUAAUAUCGUAUCGUGGGGCCACGAGUGAGUCCCACCCCAAAACUCAAUUUACUUCCCCCAAAGCAAGAAAUUUUGACAUGACAAUGUGGAAAGCACAGUUAUGAAUACUGACAAAGGACUGAUUUUAGAUUCUCUGGGUCUUGAUAUAACAAUCAUGUUGUCAUGGUUCACUGGAACACUGAAAUGUACUUGCCAUUUAUUCCAUAGUUCUUUCAAACAAGGUCAAUGUCCUUACAAAUUUCUUAUCCUUGUUUUCUUCUACAUUAGGAUACCACAUUAGUGUUUCUUUAUGAUGCGAACAGAAAAACUCAGCUCAGCAUUUUUGUGGGUUAGCGUGGAUAUUUCAAUGACAUUGAAAUGUCAUACUCAGAGAUUGGUCAUCAGAGAGGAUGGGGAAAUUAUAGCGUAUGAAGUGAUUGUCAGAUUGUUAUUUUAACAAGCAGGAGAAAGGGUGGGGGAGUCCUCAGUUUUCCUUAAACCCAGCAGAGGAGAAGGAACAAGAUGGGCAGUAUUUGCUCUCAGGGCUAUAUGAUAGUGCAGUGGUUAGUGCUGGUGCUUAACUUCGAGAAAUGACCUGUCUCCCUUCCUUGUUUCGACCCUUAAAGAAAACUGAUCAUCUUUGCUGUGCUUCAACAUUUUGUGUACUAACUCUUCAAUAAAAGCAUUUAAGGUAU